This is a messenger RNA of Caenorhabditis bovis, 705 nucleotides long. The record is from the annotation of a GenBank genome assembly. Lineage: Eukaryota; Metazoa; Nematoda; Chromadorea; Rhabditida; Rhabditidae.
AUGAUGGUUUCUACUACCGAUUCACCAUAUGAGAAUAUCAUAGAGAAUGCUGAAUUGCGUGUCUUCGAUCUUCUUCAUUCUCUUGAAUGGCAGCUUCACUCUGAGAAGCGCUAUGGAUCUAUUUGGACAAUGAAGUGCAAUGUGAUGAACAAUUAUAUUUAUCGCUAUGAAGGAUAUAUACCCAACAGAAGUUGUGCUGAGGUUUCUGCGAUGAUACAUCCUGAAGGCUUACAUCGCUCCAAAUGGGAUUCUCAAUCUGCUGGGACAACUGUUGUUCAAGAAUUCAAUGACAACACCUCCAUUAUUCUUCACAAAACCCAUCCUAGACUGAUGGGAUUGAUAUCAGCUCGCGAAACUGUUGAUUUGUGCAAAUUUAAGACUGAUUCUUUGGAUGGUAGUAGAACUGUAGUUAUGGUGAGUGUUGAGAACAGCAAUGUUCCAGCCAAUCCGGGAGUCGUCCGUGGAAAUACAUAUCCAACUCUUCUCAUGCUUAAUCCUUUAGGAAGUAGUGAUACUAAAAUAACAGCAAUUCUUCAUGCUGACAUGCGUUUGAAAAAUGUUCCAAACUCUGUUGUCGAUGCUUUUGCUCCAAAGGGAAUUAUGACAUUCUUUGAAGACCUUAUCAAAUACGCAGCAAACGAAAAUAAUAAAGUCUCAUUGAACCAUAAUUUAACCGGAUGGAAUGGUACAAACAUUUCGUGCUGA